CCUCUGUGUUGUGUCCAUAGCUAGCGUGAAGCGAUGGCCAUCCUGUUUGCCGUUGUUGCCAGAGGCUCGACCAUCCUUGCCAAACAUGCCUGGUGUGGAGGGAACUUCCUAGAGGUGACUGAACAGAUCCUAGCAAAGAUUCCAUCAGAGAACAACAAACUCACCUACUCACAUGGAAAUUAUUUGUUUCAUUAUAUCUGUCAAGACCGGAUUAUAUAUCUCUGCAUCACAGACGAUAACUUUGAACGUUCCAGAGCCUUCCAUUUCCUGAAUGAAAUCAAAAGGAGAUUUCAGACGACCUAUGGUUCAAGAGCACAGACAGCACUUCCAUAUGCCAUGAACAGUGAAUUCUCCAGUGUCCUAGCUGCACAGCUGAAACACCACUCGGAGAACAAGGGCACUGAUCAGAUGGCGGAGACACAAGCCCAGGUUGAUGAACUUAAAGGAAUCAUGGUUCGAAACAUAGACCUGGUGGCCCAAAGAGGAGAGAAGCUGGAGCUGCUGAUAGACAAAACGGAAAAUCUAGUGGAUUCAUCUGUCACAUUCAAAACUACCAGCAGGAACCUGGCCAGAGCCAUGUGUAUGAAGAAUCUCAAGCUCACCAUCAUCAUCACAGUAGUAUCAAUUGUAGUCAUCUAUGUUAUUGUGUCGGCUGCCUGUGGUGGACUUACAUGGCCCAGCUGUGUGAACAAGUAAAGAGUGCUUUGCCAAUCUGCCAAGGAUGAGAGCGUGUGCAAAGAAGCAACCCACAGAAUAACAUGCUUUUCACUACUGACACUUCAUUCCUCCCUUCUUCUGAGACUUCAGACUUCUUUGCCUGAUCACCCCCAGCAGCCCCAGGUUACUGCUUCAGUGCCAUUUCAGCCUCAGAGUGCUGUGUUUUAAAACUAUUGGAAGGGUUUUGUUUCAUCUUAACUGCAGAGUCCUUGGAGGGGCAGGCAGCAAGGCUUGCUCCAGAGGGUACAUGCAUGCUUGUCUGUGUACACUUUAAUGGGCAUGUGCAAAGCAGAGCGCUGCUUCCUAGUGCUUCCAUCUCUGCAUAAUGGGUGGGGCUGGAGAGCUCAACUUGGGCCAAUGAAGGUAGGCAGAGUGGGGAAAGUCCAUUUUGCUGCUACUAUAUUGGGAUCUGAUUAAGUUUCAUCCCUAUGUUUGGUGCACAAACUGAUGUACUCCAUAGAGACCACCAAUGCAGCCUGGGUUGAGUUAGCAAAUGACCUGUUAUAGUAGAUGUUAAGAUCCCUUAAAGGCAUGGGCCCAUCUUGGAGAUGCAUCUCUCUUCAAUAUGGAACCCUUUUUUUUCCCUCUGAGAGAUCUCUUUGCACAUCUGUACAGGUGAGUGGGGAUUGAGUAGGCAUGCUGAAAUGAUUGCUUUUACUCUGUCUUCUGCCCUACUUUGUGACUAAGUUAAUAAGUUGGCUGCUGUUUGUCUUGUGUUAAAUAUUGUUUCUGUCCUGUAUGUUUAGUCUCCCCCCACUCAGAAUAAAGAUACAGUAAAUGCUUAUUAUUCAAGAUGAAGGCGAUGGAAUUGGGGCCAAGCUACUUUUUUAGCUUGCAAAAAGGAUGUAUUCUGAGAUGCCACGUGCUUGCAUUUCCAUCCUGGUCAGAUAUUUCCAUAUGUUAAGGAAACAAACCACUGAAAACAGGUCAGUUAUGGUUCCAUCCCAGUCGUAAGUUCACCUUGUGCUGGUCUGAAGGGGGAACUGAUACAAAACACUGUUAACAACUAAAGGCAGGAAUCCCUGACACACAUACUGCUAUGAGAACCUCACAGGGCCAAAAAUAGCUCCCAUGAGACUUGUCCAGUGACUGCUAGGUCAAAGGGUUUAUAAUGAAAGCUCUUAUCCUAAGAGUAGCUCUGUAUAACUCUUCAGUAGCGGAAAUGGGGGUGGCACUCCAGUUAUACGGUACAGAUUUGCAAAGUAGUGGCCUGAGGUCUGACAAAGACAGUUGUAAAGGGCUUGCUGAAUUUAUUUGUAAACUGUUCAGUAUUGCAGAGGGGAGACAAUUUGCUAUGGAAGGGAGGGAGACAAAGCAAAUCCUCUGAUAAAAUGAGAAAUGUGGAGAGCUCAAGACAAAUCUGUAACUCCUUGGCCCUAGAGCUUCGCACUGCUCGGUCACUGAGCACUGAGUAAUGUACUCCUCCUGUGAAGGUAGGGGACCUAACCCUAAGGCAUAUAUUUAAAGCCCUGUACUUACUGCAGUGCCAUUAAUCAACUGUGGUGUCCAGAACAGCUUUUGCACUCUAACCUUGAAUUUAUCCUUGAGUCACGUGAUACUGGCUGCCUGUGAAAUGGCACUAACAACUAAAUGGCCACCCAUCAUAUCCUUUGUAUUGCUGCAUAUUACACUGAUCUCUUUGCAGGUUCCCUUCUGUAAUAGUGCUCUAAAUUCCUAUCAGUGUGUGAGUUUAUCCUCAGUAGUCCAAAAUCUCACCCUUGGUAGUUGGCAAUUGGAAAGUACUCAAGUGUCUUCCUGCCAUGCAAGUAGACAUGUUUGUGACCCUGUUCUCUGUGUGUAGUCAAACUAGCAACGCAAGUGAACUUAUCACUCAGAGAGGUAGUUUUGAACUUAUUAGAAACAUUCAAUUAGUGAAAUACUGAUGGCUCAUCUGGGAAGAACAGGGAUAAGUCGUCUUCAUGCACUCAGUACUGCCUACAAUCAACAUGCAACUGUGCAUAUUUUAGGGACUGCUAAUGUUACUGUUGAUUUCCUAUUUGUCUUAUGUACAAACACUUUUUUAAAGGAAUACUUCUCUCGUUUUUAAAGAAUGCAGUGAGACAUUACUGUAAAAAACAUUAACCUGUUUAAAUAAAUUUAUGGCAAAUGA
Molecule: messenger RNA, 2827 nt
Organism: Pelodiscus sinensis (Chinese soft-shelled turtle)
Lineage: Eukaryota; Metazoa; Chordata; Testudines; Trionychidae
Source: RefSeq, a predicted model, not a curated record